AUGAGCGCCACACCGCUCUCGACGCUCCUCCCUACCCUCCUCCCCCACGAAGACCUCUCGCUCGCUCUCGAGAUUCUAGCUUCGCACGGGGUUGUCCAGGACGUCGACUUGCUCUUCCCCCCGCCUCUUCCGCCGCACGCCUCUCUUCCGCCCGAGACACUUGACCGGCUACGCUCCCUCGUCGCGACAAAACUCAGCGCAACCUCAACAUCCGGCGCGUACCUGCUCCAGCAGUCCCGCGAUCGCAAAGGCAAGCAACCUCAGCGGUUCUCCUCGACCCUCGACGACUUUGACGACGACCUCGACGGCGGCUUCGACGUUGGCGAAGUGAUCGAGCUUACUGGUCCACGGCGGAGCGGCCGAACUGCUUUCGCGCUCUACGUCCUGCUGUUCCACCUCCUCAUUCACCGCGAGAGACGCGCGGCAUGGCUCGACACGACCUCGACUUUCGACCCGUAUCGCUGUCUCGCCAUCCUGCGGGACCACCUCAUUCCGCGCCUCCGAGCGAUGGGCGGCUCGUUCGCGAGCGAAGACGGGGUCGAGCCAGAACCGGAGAAACUGGCGAUUGAGGUACUGGAUCGUCUCGCGGUCUCGCAGGUGUCCAAGUCCGGCGCGGCGCUGGACAUCUUGACGGCGGAAGCGAGGGCGCAGGGGAAGCCGCAGACGCUGGAUAUGGUGGUUAUCGACACGCUUGACGUGCUUGUUGGCGGAGAAGCGGUAGCGAGCGGGUCUGCGCAAGGGAAUGCCAACCUCAUCGCCUUCAUGCGCCGCCUGCACGGCAUCGCCCGCUCAUCUAGCAACCCACUCGCGGUCUUCGUCAUCACCACCCUCUCUUCUCCUCCCCCCACCCACGCCGCAUCAUCCCGCAAACCCGCCCCUCCCGAGCACCCUCACCAAUCCGGCCAACCACCGCCUCUCUCCUCACUCCCGCUUCCAAACCCGCUCAAACCAGCCCUCUCCCCGACAUUCAGCUACCUCGUCGACCUAUCCUUGCUUUUCAUUCCUGCUGAACCGCUUUUCGGAGGGAGGGAGGGGAAGGAACGCGGGUUUGUCGAGGUGGUCAAGAAUCGGCGGGCACAGGCGGGAGGGAUGAUCGGGUUUAGGCUGGAGAACGGUGUCCGGUUCGAACAACUCGAGUAG
Rhodotorula toruloides NP11 is the source of this 1140-nucleotide messenger RNA. RefSeq names its product DNA recombination/repair protein RecA/RadB, ATP-binding domain containing protein. Gene Ontology annotation, biological process: telomere maintenance; reciprocal meiotic recombination; double-strand break repair via homologous recombination. NCBI's taxonomy places the organism in Eukaryota, Fungi, Basidiomycota, Microbotryomycetes, Sporidiobolales, Sporidiobolaceae. Bases 1 to 1140 code for a protein of 379 amino acids. Gene Ontology annotation, molecular function: four-way junction DNA binding; single-stranded DNA binding; ATP-dependent activity, acting on DNA. Gene Ontology annotation, cellular component: replication fork; Rad51B-Rad51C-Rad51D-XRCC2 complex; centrosome. The transcript is spliced from 5 exons. The record is from RefSeq and is a predicted model, not a curated record.